Molecule: messenger RNA, 1857 nt
Organism: Populus nigra (black poplar)
Lineage: Eukaryota; Viridiplantae; Streptophyta; Magnoliopsida; Malpighiales; Salicaceae
Product: probable receptor-like protein kinase At1g80640
Exons: 10
Coding region: 248-1642 (464 amino acids)
Biological process (GO): protein phosphorylation
Molecular function (GO): protein kinase activity; ATP binding
Source: RefSeq, a predicted model, not a curated record
UUUUAAAAGAAAAUAAAAAAAGAAUUAAAAAAUAUUCAGGAAAAGGAAAGGCAAGUCUAAGAACUAGGAGAAGAUCCAAACCGAAGUUUUAACAAUAUACACUCUCUUCCCAUGAUGUUCCACCACUUGCAAGUUUGUAACUUUUCUUUCUGUUAGUCUGUCUUUUUUGAACCUAGCGGGCUAAGGAACAAAAGUCCUAACAUAUCUCUGUCUUCAUGUGUUCUUUGCACUUAGAAACAAACAAACAAUGAAGCUUCUUCAUCUUGUUCUUGUUCCUCAAACAGUUCCUAUUUGGUUUUUUCAUCUGUGUCUAGUAGUAGUUCAUGCCAUACAAGAAGACCCACCUGUCCCUUCACCAUCUCCCUCUCUCAUUUCUCCUAUUUCAACUUCAAUGGCUGCCUUCUCUCCAGGGGUUGAAUCGGAAAUGGGAAUCAAAGACCACCACCAGCAUGAUGACCUCCACAGGAAAAUAAUCUUGUUGCUCACUGUUGCUUGUUGCAUACUUGUUAUCAUCCUUCUUUCUUUGUGUUCUUGUUUCAUUUACUAUAAGAAGUCCUCACAAAAGAAAAAAGCUACUCGGUGUUCAGAUGUGGAGAAAGGGCUUUCAUUGGCACCAUUUUUGGGCAAAUUCAGUUCCUUGAAAAUGGUUAGUAAUAGGGGAUCUGUUUCAUUAAUUGAGUAUAAGAUACUAGAGAAAGGAACAAACAAUUUUGGCGAUGAUAAAUUGUUGGGAAAGGGAGGAUUUGGACGUGUAUAUAAGGCUGUAAUGGAAGAUGACUCAAGUGCUGCAGUCAAGAAACUAGACUGCGCAACUGAUGAUGCGCAGAGAGAAUUUGAGAAUGAGGUGGAUUUGUUAAGCAAAUUUCACCAUCCAAAUAUAAUUUCUAUUGUGGGUUUUAGUGUUCAUGAGGAGAUGGGGUUCAUUAUUUAUGAGUUAAUGCCAAAUGGGUGCCUUGAAGAUCUACUGCAUGGACCUUCUCGUGGAUCUUCACUAAAUUGGCAUUUAAGGUUGAAAAUUGCUCUUGAUACAGCAAGAGGAUUAGAAUAUCUGCAUGAAUUCUGCAAGCCAGCAGUGAUCCAUAGAGAUCUGAAAUCAUCGAAUAUUCUUUUGGAUGCCAACUUCAAUGCCAAGCUGUCAGAUUUUGGCCUUGCUGUAGCUGAUAGCUCUCAUAACAAGAAAAAGCUCAAGCUUUCAGGCACUGUGGGUUAUGUAGCCCCAGAGUAUAUGUUAGAUGGUGAAUUGACGGAUAAGAGUGAUGUCUAUGCUUUUGGAGUUGUGCUUUUAGAGCUUCUAUUAGGAAGAAGGCCUGUAGAAAAACUGACACCAGCUCAUUGCCAAUCUAUAGUAACAUGGGCCAUGCCUCAGCUCACUAACAGAGCUGUGCUUCCAACCCUUGUGGAUCCUGUGAUCAGAGAUUCAGUAGAUGAGAAGUACUUGUUCCAGGUUGCAGCAGUAGCCGUGCUGUGUAUUCAACCAGAGCCAAGUUACCGCCCUCUCAUAACAGAUGUUGUGCACUCUCUCGUCCCAUUAGUUCCUCUUGAGCUUGGAGGGACACUAAGAGUUCCACAGCCUACAACUCCCAGAGGUCAACGACAAGGCCCAUCAAAGAAACUGUUUUUGGAUGGUGCUGCCUCAGCUUAAGUUUUGUAUUAGAUGAAUCAUCGAUCCACUGCGCUUUCUAAGUUUCUUAUGUGCAUAUUUUGAUGUAUCAUAGAUAAUUCAUAUCUUUGGUUAUUUCGGUCAAGAAGGUUGAUAUAGAUGGAUUUGAAGAGCAUCGGGAUCUUCACCACAUUUGUAAAUUGAAGCAAAGUUUAUAGAACCAGUAAAAUAGCACUCCCAAAAUUUAUUUCUGCGCA